Molecule: messenger RNA, 2407 nt
Organism: Musca domestica (house fly)
Lineage: Eukaryota; Metazoa; Arthropoda; Insecta; Diptera; Muscidae
Exons: 5
Coding region: 492-2111 (539 amino acids)
Source: RefSeq, a predicted model, not a curated record
UAUCCAUAAAAAAACCUAGUGUAAACACAUGAAAAAAUUUAAAUACCAAAAGCAAUAACAAAUACAACAACUUGUGUUCAAUACUCCUGCAAUUGUUUGCAAAAAAAAAUAUAUAUUUAUAGCUUCUCCCACCCUCAUCGUCUUCACUUUUGGCUGUCCGGUGUUGAAAGUGUAACAGAAUAGUAGUUUCAAACAUAUAAUUUUUUUGUUGUUGUUGUUGAUGUUGGUGAAACCCAGAAAUGUGGAGCAUUCCUAAAAUUAAACCAUUUCCGCGAAAUGAAAAAUGAAUGCAAAAUAUUAUUAUGACCCACUCAAGUGUUUGCUGAACAGAAAAUGUUGGAAUCGAAAAACCAAACGUUAGCUGGAAAAUUAUCUGGAAAAUUAUCUUCAAAUUACAUUGGGAUUAAGACGAAAUGCAAAUAAUAUCGUUCCACAUUGUCACAAUGUAAAUGAAAACCCAGCGCUCCCAGUUUGUCCACUCUCAAUUCUAAAUGCUGAAACACACAUCGAAUGCUGGCGGGCCGGCUAAUGGUCAGGUGCGCAACGGUAGCGGCUCAACGGGACCGGCGCGCAGUAUUCAAUUGCGACCGCAACAGCCCUUGAAUAUAUCAACCCUUAGCUCGAGCAGUUUACAGACAUCUGCUAAGACGGGAACACCAACAAAUACGACAAAUGCCAAUGGGGGACCACGACUCUCGACGCUGCUGAAUAUUGCCUCCUCAUUGCCGCCGCUACCACCGCCACCAACAACAGCAACGACGACCACGAUAUCAACAACAAAUACCGGCAAUUUGAUAACAGCUGUUGGAGGUGGUGGUGGUGGUGCUGGUGCUGGACAACAACAACAACCACCUUUGCCACCUCUGUUACCACCGUCCAGCUUAAAUGGAAAUGGUAAUACCGCACCCACACCUGUCACCCCCAUCAAUAGUCAUUUGACACCGAAUGGUCUGAGUGGUAUUGGCAAUAAUUUACACACCUAUACCAAUCAACAUAUUGCCCUGGCUCAGGUGAGCAAUGUGGCCGGCAAUGGUAAUGGAGGGGGUGGGGGUGGUGGUGGUGUUAUGGGUAAUGGCAUGGCCAAUCACAGUUCCAAUCCGCUCAAUACCACCCAACACACAAAUUACACGAAUUAUACCAACCCCAAUGUAACCACCGUGCACAACAAAUCAAAACAUGGUCCUGGGCCCAGGGAGGCCCUCACAAGUUUGGGUCUGCUGUGCUUGGUUUCCUUACUCUUGGCUUUGUUGUCCUUGAUUUUCCUGCUCAAAAUUUCUCCAAAUGCCAGAGAGGAUGCCCUGACCCGCAGCUCUCCCGAGGAUUUUAUAAUUGUCUAUGAUGUCACCUUGGCCCUGUGUGCCCUGUCGUUAUCCCUGAAUCUUUGCUGCCUAUUGGUGUGUGCUAUACAAUUUUUGUUUGCCGUCAAGUUGGUCAGGUCGCCCAUGUUUGAUGGCAGGGACAAUCGUUAUUUGGAAAAGUCCAGUACCAGUCGCACCUGUGCUGUGGGUGGCUUUUUCAUUUCGAUACCUAUUUUUUUGACUGGCAUAAUUCUCUACACCUUCAAUCAUUUCCACUCCACCCCCGCCAUAAUAACCAGUAUCUUAAUUGGUAUUGGCAUUAUAUUUUGUGGUGCUGCCAUGGUCCAUAACGUCUUCGUCUGGCAAAAGGAGAAAACCAUUAGCUAUCGUAGUCCAACAUCAGCAGCAGCAGCAGCAGCGACGGCGGCCGCCGCCAUGCAACACAUGUCCUUGGUCUCCCAAAUUGGACCCCUUACCCCACCCGUUCAGUUCUUAAAUCAUCCGCCUCAUCUGAAUUUCAAUCAAUCGAAUAUAAGUCAACUUUUACAUCCCACCUCCAUUACACCGGUAUCACCGAAUCAUUCCCAUGGCAGUUUUAAUCCUCUAACCGCCCUAAGUUCCUCGUUUAUGAUGCGGCCCUCAACGGCCACACCGCCCACACCCAAACCCAUUGCCAACGGCAGUUGUCUGUCCCCGGCAGCAGCAGCUGUGGCCCGAGAAGCCAGUGGCUCUGUAAGUCCCGGCAUACCACCAACCUUGGACAUGAGCAAUGUCACCAGCAUAUCGCUGCACGAACUAUCAACCCUAGUUUAGAUCUACGAAUGAUUAUUGUUAUUUUGUAAUUGUUGUCCAUAGUUUUAGCAGCCUAAACUUAAUUUAAGAUAAACUCGACGAUGUAAGGACCUACUUCUCUUGCCACCCAGAUCCAGUGAAAAGUGUACUUAUUAUUUAAUUAAAACAAAAAAUAAAAAAACAAAUUGUAAAUAUCGAACUUAUUAUAGAAAUAUAAGUAUACAAUACUUUGUUUAUUUAAUGUCAAGGUCAUAGAAAUAAGCUCGAAUUUUUAAGGAUUUUUUUUAAAUAAAAAAAAAACUAUUUAACGAACAUAA